Molecule: messenger RNA, 2835 nt
Organism: Pocillopora meandrina
Lineage: Eukaryota; Metazoa; Cnidaria; Anthozoa; Scleractinia; Pocilloporidae
Source: the annotation of a GenBank genome assembly
GAGCCAGGACUUUUGCAAGAGACAAUCAGUAAGUUAACCUACAAGAGUGAAUAUGCGACAAAUUAUACAGGGGAACGUGUCCCAAUACAGAACAUCCGAAUUCCAACAGGAUUAAGGCCGUGUGUUAGGAUGUCUGCAUGGGACGAGGCUCAGAAACCAGAGACCUCUCGGGUGAUUCAAUUACCAUUUCACCAAAGGCGAAACCAUCCUGCCAGAAUAAAUCUGCAAGGAUUACAGCCAUCGCCAACCGCAAGAGCAAAAAGUGCUGUUCAAAGACCCAGCAGCAACAUUUCCGAAUUGAGUCGAAGCAGUGGUCGGAAAUCUACGAUUCCGAUGUCGGCAGGCUCGAGGCACGAAAGACCUGGUAGGAAAGAUUUAUUCAACCGACCCCACAGCUUAGUGGCACGAAGACCGCAGAGUGAACUUUCGCGUUAUCCGAAAGAAUUUCGUUACAUUGACAAACAGUGCUUCUUCCAUCCGGCGAACGAGCCAACGAGAGGCUUCUUUGUCAUCAGCCCAGACUGGGUAUCCGAGCGUAGGAAUUACUUUAUACGCAAGAAUACUUUGUUUGGUUAAGUUAGCUCGGUCUGACUUAGGCCAAUAAUCACUGAUGAAUUACUAAUGAGUAUCGACCCUGCUAUCAAAUUAACAUAACCUAUAAAAAUGAUAAUCAGUGUUUACACUUUCAUUUUGGAAAAUUGAGUGCUUUCGUCAGAAUUUUGUCAUUACAGCAUCUGAGUCUGUAAAAUACACAUUUGUAUAAACUCGAGGUACAGUGUGAAGGUCUUUCUGAAACCAAGAGAUCACAAUCUCUUGCUGAAACGUAACAGUCCUUCUUCCAUCUAUGUUUUGCUCAUAGCCUUGUGACUGGUCUAAAUUUGAAGGUUGAGGAAAAGCAAUUAAACCGCGAAGAGCGAUUUCCUCUUUCUAUUAUCGACCACGAGGGCUACUCGAAAUUAUUUCCCUUCGACAGGAAGCAGUUUUGCUCUCGAUCGAUUGGAAUCAAUCUUUUCAAUUGACGACCAAACUCAAAAUCUGCCAACGUUCUAGCCUUCAUAGUGCACAUAUUAUUUUUUAUUUACUUGCAUGUUUUUCUAAAACUUAAAAGUGAAGGACAUUUUUAUUGUCAAGAAAUAUCACUUGGACUAUGGAAAAAACGUUUAGAUUUCAGUGGAAAACAAUCGCAUUAGAAAAGAAGGUGGUCAACUUUUAAACUAUCCAUUCUCCAUUCCCACCAUGGAAACCUCUCAGACUCCGAAUUGUGAAAAGAUGCAAUCUAUUUUUUACACCACGAACAAUAGUUUAAUCGACUUCCCGCACUGCGCAAGCUAUUCAUAGCACGAAGUUACGUUUAUGCAAAAAUUGAGCGCCUCUAUAGGCUGUUUUCACGAGCGCUUAGAACUGAGGAACGUAUAACAAAUUGUAUGAUUGUUUUGAAUCGGCAAAAGUACUGUGAAGGUGUUAUUUUUAUCAAAAAAUGACUAAUCUCAUGAAGAGAGAAAAUCAAUCUGUAGAGCAAACAGCUUCACAUGAUAUUCAUUUCAGAUAUGUAUAAUUAUCAAUUCAUGCUAAUGGUAAUUGUUUACGAUUGUUUUGUCUCCAAUUCAUGCCGUGCGAGAAUCAUGACUAUUUCCUACAGAGAUUGGUAUUCAAAAUAGACGCUUCCUAUUAAAAAUUUAUCACAGUUAAUGCACUAUCCAUAGCAACUACCUUCGUUGACAAUUUGGACACAAGAAAGUUAAGCACCGAAAGCAAGUGCAUUAGAACCGUAGGUCAGUCUUUUACAGGCUCUUCCUUUCAUUUGGGUCUUCAAACAGCUCGAGACCGAUUGUUCUAACUGAAGUUUGUUUGAAUCCUUAAAUGCGACAUUUUUGUGAUUGAAACUGUGGGCUGAGUGUUGAAUACCAGCUGGAACUGCGAAUUAGAGAUUGAACCAAUUUUCGUGUGAGCUGUGAAAGGUAUCAACCUCAGCUCCUUGUGUCAGAAGUGAAAACAAAACUUAACUGAGACGGUUUCCCUAAACGCUGAACUGCUGAAAUCUCCACAUCACCGCUAUAACAGAGGAACAAAAUGGAGAUGCUUUACCCAGGGUAUCAAAGCUACUUCAAUAGAUUUCUUACCAAGCCAUUUCAAACCGAGUAUAACACAAGAUAUUGCCGCUCAAAUGCACCUGUCCUGUACAGUCAAGUGCCGAAAUAUACAUGGCUCGGACCUCGGCGGCCCACGGUAGCUUCGAAGUAUGAGUUAGAGGAUGCUACUAAGCUAACCUAUCUCAGACCACCGUUUGCCGCCAGAAUGACAAGCUACGAACCCGAACAAAAAUACCUGGGGCGAAAAAUUGGAGGUGCUAGAGAUUCCGUGCAAGGUCGCAACAAUUCUUUGGAGGGAAAAGGUUACCACUCAACAAAACUUCCGUACGUUCCUACAGAUGGCAGGUUUAUCGCUUCAACUCCCAAAAACGGAGGCUCGCCUUGUGAGAAAGUUGACCAGGAUAGUUCAUCGCACGAAAGCUCAUCGUCAGAACCAGUGCAACCACUUUCAAGGAUGAUUUAUUCCCUUAGCGCUACAGGUUCCCCAAAAUACCCCCACGUAACCACAUCCUCACGUGAAAAAGCCUCCGCCAAAUUCUCACAGUCACGAGAUAAGAACAUACUGGGGAGGGUGGCUCCCCGACCCUCAACUCUGUUGUCUAAGCAUCCAAAGGACGUACGCUACGUGCGCGAUACUUGCUUUUUCCAGCCAACACUGGAGAGAAAGAAACACUACUACAUUGUUAACCCGAACUGGUUUUCAGAACAACGGGUUACCGUCCCCAAGAACAAUGUGUUCUCAUGA